AUGCCGUCAUCGUCUUUCAAGUCCACGAUCAGCGUCACGCACAUCUCGACGGCCACGGCCAUUUUGUCCAUUGACGAAAUCAACUUCCUCCUCGACCCGACUUUUGACAAGAGCGGCGUGUUUGAGCAAGAAGGUGGGUAUAUGCUCACCAAGACUGACGACCCUGCUCUUGGCCUUGAAGACUUGCCUGUGAUCCACGCUGUUCUCCUUAGCCACGAAGACCACCUCGAUAACCUGGACCCGUCAGGCCGAACGAUGUUGAACGGUCGUCUUGUCUUCACAACGCUUGACGGUGCCAAGAACUUGUCUCCGCGCCCAGGCGUUCGCGGCCUAGCGCCAUGGGAGUCAGUGGAGCUUACUCUGAAUGGACACCAGUUCAAGAUCACGGGAACGCCCACGCAGCAUCUUCCUGGUGGAGAAUGCACGGGCUUUGUGCUCGAGUCACCGACGUUCGGCGUGAACGAAGCCGACGGCCUGCCCAAUGUCGUGUACGUGUCGGGUGACACAAUGCACUUUCCCGAGUUGGCCACGGAGUUGCCAAAGAAGUACCACAUUGUCGUGGCGCUCUUGAACCUCGGCAAGGCCAUUGUCGCGGUGCCGACUGUGCCCAUUCAGAUCACGAUGGGCGGCGAGGAGGCUGCGAAGAUGACCCACGACAUUGGAGCGGAGAAGAUGGUGCCGCUGCACUACGAGUCGUGGAAACACUUUACGGAAUCGAGUGACGACGCUCGUGCAGUGCUGUCUGCGGACGAGGCAGUCAAGGACAAGGUCGUCUGGGUCGCGCCUGGCGAGAAGACCGAGAUUGUGUAA
Hyaloperonospora brassicae is the source of this 810-nucleotide messenger RNA. The record is from the annotation of a GenBank genome assembly. NCBI's taxonomy places the organism in Eukaryota, Oomycota, Peronosporomycetes, Peronosporales, Peronosporaceae.